Molecule: messenger RNA, 1417 nt
Organism: Coturnix japonica (Japanese quail)
Lineage: Eukaryota; Metazoa; Chordata; Aves; Galliformes; Phasianidae
Gene: AGR3
Product: anterior gradient 3, protein disulphide isomerase family member
Cellular component (GO): endoplasmic reticulum
Molecular function (GO): dystroglycan binding
Source: RefSeq, a predicted model, not a curated record
GGGUGGAAGUGCAUUAACUUGGUCUCCACCUAAAAGAUCUCUCAUUUUUCCUAGGCUGUUGUGGUUACAGAGAGACCUGGAUAUUUCAGGAGUUGUGUGUGUAAACCACACUGACUUUUACCCAAUUUCAGGAAAAAGACCUUCCAUCAAGAGAACUAACCACUGCUGUUUCCUUGCUGCUCUGAAACAGAACUUCUUAGAGAAACAAUGCUCCAUUCAACGUUGGCCUUGUCUCUCCUGCUAAUUGCAGUCUCAUCCAACCUUGCUAUGGCAAUCAAAAAGGAAAAAAAAGCACCUCAGACGCUAUCAAGAGGCUGGGGAGAUGAAAUAACCUGGGUACAAACUUAUGAAGAAGGGCUUUAUCAAGCUAAAAAAAGUAAUAAGCCACUGAUGGUCAUUCAUCAUUUGGAAGACUGCCAAUACUGCCAAGCAUUGAAGAAAGCUUUUGCUGAAAAUGAAGAGAUACAAGAAAUGGCCCAAGACAGUUUCAUUAUGCUGAAUCUCAUGCAUGAAACCACAGAUAAAAACCUGUCACCUGAUGGACAAUACGUGCCUCGAAUCAUGUUCAUAGACCCAUCUCUCACAGUGAGAGCUGAUAUCACAGGAAGAUACUCUAAUCGACUGUACACUUAUGAACCACAAGACAUACCAUUCUUAAUAGAGAACAUGAAGAAAGCACUACGCCUCAUUCAGACAGAACUGUAAUCAACAGUGAAAUGAUCAUAACCUCUAGAAGGUGAAGCUGCACCAAGAAUUCCAACACUUUUAAAUAUUUUAUUUAGCCUCUUUCUCUGCUAUCUCUUUGAAUCCUUACCAACCAGGUAAACCAGAUUACAUGAGAUGUAUGAUUUGAAGAUGAAAUAUAGGAGGCUACCAUUACCAUUUGGGAAACAGAGAAGAAAUCCACCAAACACUGUGAGGUGGAAUUAGCAACCUGAAUAAUUAGAAGUGAUGGUCUAAGAUGCAAGCAACCUUGAGCUGUAUAUUAUCAAUUGAACUGUGGCUUUAUUGUCAGCUACAACUUCCAAUCAAGAGCUAUAGACAGUACUUGAUGUCUAUUAACAAUGCAUGAUCUAAGUUAUUAGCUACUUCUUACCUCCUAUAUUUUAUUUCAUGUAGCUUGUAAAUCUCUAGCAUGACUCAGUUUUAUGCAUUUAUUUCUCAUUAAAGGAAUAUUGCUGGCAAAUCAGACAGGAAGGCUCUUGCUGUAGAUUUUAGAAUAGCUAAUAGAGAAAAAAACCCUCAGAUCUAGGGUUUGCUUUCUUCUGUAUCAUUCUUUAGAUAUUAUUCUUCUUUAUCAUUCUUCUUUACAGGAAGGGUAGUUAAACACUGGAAUAGGCUCCCCAGGGAGGUGGUUGAGUCACCAUCCCUGGAUGUGUUUAAGAGCUGUUUGGAUGCGGUGCUCAGAGAUAUGAUU